AUGCCUCACGCACUCACCUCCCGUGACUCGACCAUGGAGUCGAAGCCAAUAGGGUCUUAUCCCAAGACUGGCAUCGAUGUCCUGAUUGUUGGGACUGGUCUUGCUGGAUUAGUUGCCGCCCUCGAGUGCACGCGCAAAGGCCACAAUGUGCGAGUUUUGGAAAGGAAUGCCGACAUUAACACAGCUGGUGACAUGUAUUUCAUGGGCCUCAGCGCGACACGGUUCCUGAAGCACUGGCCUGAACUUCUCAAGGAAUACAAGAAAAUAUCACUUCAUAAUGCCUGGAUUGAGACCUUCAAACACUCGGGUGAGGUUGUUAUCGGGCCCAAGAAGGUCGCGGACCGUCUGCGUGCCCAGGGGCUGGACCCCGACACACCGCCUGGCGAGUUCCAGAUGCGCCCGCUCGUGUACAAGAUGUUUGUGAGCGCAGUCGAGAACCUUGGUGUCUCUGUAGAGUUCAACCGCAGGGUCAUUGACUACUUUGAGGAUGAACAGACAGGGAAGGGUGGCUGCGUUACCGAUGACGGCAAACGCUAUGAGGCAGAUGUUGUGAUUGCAGCCGAUGGUGUUGGUUCCAAGAGUCAGAAGCUGGUCGGCGGACAGGUGCGCGCAAAACCCUCAGGCAGGGCUAUGUGGCGCGCUGCUUUCCCCAGGGAAGCCUUGGCCAAGGACCCCGAGGUCGAGGAGUUCUUCAAGAUGAUGCCUGGAAACGAGCCUAUCGUGAGGACAUGGCUAGGCCCAUCCACAUACGCUCUUACUCUGUCCCGUGAAGAUGUCAUGGUCUGGAUUAUGAACCACGAUGUUACUGGUACUGAAAAAGAAAGUUGGAGCAACACGAUCGAUAAGCAAGAGGUACUCGACGGCAUGGACACCAUGCCUGGCAUGGAGACGAUCAAGUGGGCUCCGAUCUUCAAGCAACUUGUCGAAGUAACACCACCCAACACGAUUGUCAACUUUGAACUGCUUUGGCGUAAUCCCCAGCCAAGCUGGUGCUCCCCUGGUGCUCGCGUCAUUCAAAUCGGCGAUUCCGCACACUCUUAUCUCCCGGCCUCUGGAAACGGCGCAACACAAGCAAUUGAGGAUGCUAUCUCAAUAGCUUCGUGUCUCCAGAUUGGCGGCAAGGAGAACAUUCCUCAGUCUGUUCGUGUCCACAUCCGAUUCCGUUUCAUUCGCAACUCUUGCGCUCAAAAGUUAGGCUUCUCUAAUGCCGAGCUCCUUCAAGACACCGAUUGGGAUAAGGUUAAGUUGGACCCACGUCGUGCUGCGCCUAAGCUCCCCAAGUGGGUGUGGGGCCAUGACCCAGAGGCCUAUGCCUACGAAAACUAUGAGAAGAGUGCUCAGUCUCUAAAGGAAGGUAUCGACAUGAAGGAUGAAGACAAAUUCGAGCCCAACUACCCCAAGGGAUACAAGUACGAGCCCUGGAGCAUUGAGAACAUCAUGGAAGACAUGAGGGUCGGCAAGACCAUUGAUCUCGGUGCUGGUGACUGGGAGUAG
Molecule: messenger RNA, 1494 nt
Organism: Bipolaris zeicola 26-R-13
Lineage: Eukaryota; Fungi; Ascomycota; Dothideomycetes; Pleosporales; Pleosporaceae
Exons: 5
Coding region: 1-1494 (497 amino acids)
Biological process (GO): secondary metabolite biosynthetic process
Molecular function (GO): monooxygenase activity
Source: RefSeq, a predicted model, not a curated record